AUGGCGAUGGUGACGACAAGAAGAAAAGAACAACAUGGACUGGAGAAUAACAUAGUGUAUCUUUUCAUGAUUAUACUUCAUACCUGUCUUGGCCUGGUGCGCUUUCAGCUUAGUGGUUCCUCAGAUUUCAUGGAUUUACAAUGCUACAAUGAGGUUGCAGCUUUGUUUAUGCUUCUAAGAUUUGAUUUAUUCAUAAUAUAUUCUAAACUGAGCAAAAAUUUUGCAGCUUUGGGUUCUCUUAACAAACUUAUUGAAGGAUGUGGAACAUCAAUAACACACAUGAAAAAAUUGGUGUGGUUGAUGAACAAUGGAUUGUUCAUCAAACAAUUCCUACUCUUGGGAGAAUAUGAUCAUGGAAAAGACAAAUAUGAUGCGGCAUUUGGUUUGCUAGCCUUCCAGGAGAUUGAACUUUCGUUUGGUCACCCAAUAGAAACUCACCUACAUCUCAAGAAGCAAUUUUGGAGCUUGACACAACAGGAAACCUCGUCCUCGUCGACAAAAAACACAAACAACCACCCUAUAUGGCAGAGUUUUUCUCAACCUUCAAACACACUUCUCCCAAACCAGCCUCUAACAGUUUCUUCAGAAUUAACAUCAUCAAAAUCCUCAUCUCAUGGUGGCUACUAUGCUCUCAAAAUGCUUCAGCAACCAACUUCUUUAAGUCUUGCACUAACUUACAAUCUUCCAGAAAGUUACCAAACUUUUGAUGAAAAUGAAUCAUAUGCAAACUAUUCUUAUUGGCAAGGUCCUGAUAUUUCCAAUGUAACCGGAGAAGUUAUCGCGGUUUUAGAUCAAGCCGGAAGCUUUGGAAUUGUAUAUGGAAAUUCAUCUGAUGGUGCAGUUUAUGUUUAUAAGAAUGAUAAUGAUGAUGCAGGUUUAGCUUCUGCAAUUCAUCAAUCUACACCGUUAACCGUUCUUAGGAGACUGACACUCGAAGAGAAUGGAAAUCUGAGGUUAUACCGAUGGGAAGACGUAAAUGGAUCGAAACAAUGGGUGUCACAGUGGGCUGCAGUUUCAAAUCCAUGUGAUAUUGGUGGAAUUUGUGGUAAUGGAGUAUGUAAAUUGGAUAAAACUAAGACUAAUGCUUCUUGCACUUGUUUACCAGGAACUUCUAAACUAGGAAGAGAUGGACAAUGUUAUGAGAAUUCAUCUCUGGUUGGAAAAUGUACUAAUGGAAAAAACGAAAACAAGACAUCGAGUUUUAGAAUUUCGACAGUGCAACAAACUAAUUAUUAUUUUUCUGAAUCUUCAAUAAUAGCUAAUUAUAGUGAGAGUGAUGUUUCUUCUGUAUCAAAAUGCGGCGAUGCAUGUUUGUCCGAUUGUGAUUGUGUUGCUUCUGUUUAUGGACUAAAUGAAGAAAGACCUUUUUGUUGGGUGUUGAGGAGUUUAAGUUUCGGCGGUUUUGAAGAUAUGAGCUCUACUUUGUUUGUGAAGGUUCGAGCAAAUAGUUCAUGGACACCAGAAGGACAAGAGGGAAGGUCUAAUAACAGUUCUUCUGAUGGAAUGGGGAGUGCUAAGGAAAAGGCUGUGAUUAUUCCAAUUGUUCUAGGCAUGAUAGUUCUCAUUAUUUUACUCACUAUGUUAAUGUAUUACAGUGUUCAUAGAAAAAGAACUUUGAAAAGAGAGAUGGAAUGUUCAUUGGUCUUAUCAGGUGCUCCAGUGAAUUUUACUUACCGCGCUUUGCAGAUCAGGACAAGUAACUUUUCGCAGCUUCUAGGAACAGUUGGAUUUGGAAGUGUGUAUAAAGGAAGCUUAGGAGAUGGUACCUUAGUCGCGGUGAAGAAACUUGAUAAGAUUUUGCCUCAUGGAGAGAAAGAAUUUAUCACCGAAGUAAACACGAUUGGCUCAAUGCAUCAUAUGAAUUUGGUUCGUUUAUGUGGUUUUUGUUCUGAGGGACCUCAGAGGCUUUUAGUUUAUGAGUUCAUGAAGAAUGGUUCAUUGGAUCAGUGGAUCUUCCCUUCGAUUCGAGGACCAGAUAGAUUGCUCGAUUGGCAAACUCGUUUUGAUAUAGCCAAAAAUACUGCACAAGGGAUUGCAUACUUUCAUGAGCAGUGUAGAAACAAGAUAAUACAUUGUGACAUCAAGCCAGAAAAUAUAUUGUUAGAUGAAAACUUUUGUCCCAAGGUAUCUGAUUUUGGACUUGCUAAAUUGAUGGCAAGGGAACAUUCUCAUGUGGUAACAAUGGUAAGAGGCACUAGAGGCUAUUUGGCACCAGAAUGGAGAAUUUGA
Vicia faba (fava bean) is the source of this 2229-nucleotide messenger RNA. Lineage: Eukaryota; Viridiplantae; Streptophyta; Magnoliopsida; Fabales; Fabaceae. The record is from the annotation of a GenBank genome assembly.